Molecule: messenger RNA, 744 nt
Organism: Aureobasidium vineae
Lineage: Eukaryota; Fungi; Ascomycota; Dothideomycetes; Dothideales; Saccotheciaceae
Source: the annotation of a GenBank genome assembly
AUGGUCAAACCCGUGUCUAUCCUGGUCACAGGCUUUGGACCCUUUGACGAUUCUGGAGCUGGCAACCUCUCAUACUCAAUCGUGACGACGUUGCCCAAAUUCCUCCCCGCAACCCCUUCGAGCCAGAUUCCGAUACGCAUCGUCGUGCAUCCCUACGACAUACCCGUGAUAUACAACGAGGUCCGGUCACUCGUGCCACGCCUUUACGAUGCAUACAGCCACGAAGUCGAUAUAUGGCUUCACUUUGGCAUGCGCCCUGGCCAAGGUUCGUACUCGAUCGAGCUAGUCAGCCGCCGUGAUGGCUACGACCAGGACGCCGACAUCACAGGCCACGCGCUUCCUGGCAAUGAAGGCGACUCGUUCUUUCGGGGAUGCCCCGGGACCCUUGACAGUACGCUCGAUACCCAAGACGUCUUCACCCGUUGGCGCUCCAAGCUGCUCGAUGCGCCAGAGGUCUCGCCGGAACUCGGUGCGGUGCGUAUUCGCAAAAGCAGCGAUCCGGGACAUUUCAUNUGCGACUUUCUCUACUAUUCCGUCCUUGCUGAACACUGGAGGAGAAAGAAUGGCGUCGACGGUGGUCCGCGUCCGCCAGAUCUGAUGCCCGUCAUGUUCCUAAACGUACCGACAGAGAAUACCGUUGAGCAGUUGCGGAGAGCCAGGCAUGUCACAAUCUGCCUCAUGCAAGCUCUAGCCGAGAGUUGGACAUUGAAAAGAGGUGGAUCGGAAAAUGAGUCGAAACCAUAA